This is a messenger RNA of Didymosphaeria variabile, 2097 nucleotides long. RefSeq lists its product as uncharacterized. Gene Ontology annotation, molecular function: DNA binding; zinc ion binding. Gene Ontology annotation, biological process: DNA-templated transcription. The transcript has a single exon. Bases 1 to 2097 code for a protein of 698 amino acids. The record is from RefSeq and is a predicted model, not a curated record. Lineage: Eukaryota; Fungi; Ascomycota; Dothideomycetes; Pleosporales; Didymosphaeriaceae.
AUGACUCGAACCCAGCAGCCUGCUGCUGAGCGAGAUAGGCGCGAUCACAUCAACAGGAAUACGCCGCAACCGCGGCAUGGGUUAGGUCAUUUGCCUGGAGUCGUGGACCUACUCCCGAGUGGGUCAUUUGCUGCAGAGCUCCCAAGCGGCACACUUACCCCCAGUGGGCUACUCGGCUUUGGCUUUGAGACAGACCUCGAUCUUAGCGCUAUUGAUCUUAACUUUCUAGACACGUACAAUACCCAAGUCCCAUUCGAAUAUGAAAACUUGGUGGGCCAAAUUCCAGCUCAGGGUGCUGAUACCACUGAUCAAAACUCUGGAAAACAUGGCGACGACGGUGGCUCAAAUUCCUUGAGUAAACACCUUCCGCAGUCCAUUUGGCGCUUUGUUCCAGUUCCUGGGAUCCAUGCUUAUACUGAUCAGGCCAAUCUUUCCGUACCCACGCAGGAACAGAUCGUCGGGAGCCCGGAGAGCUUUGCGGAUGUCAGCAGACGAGCAACAAGCGAAAAACUAGACUCUCCAACCCGCGACAAAAUUUUUACAAUUGUUCUUAGUCAAGUCAAAUCACCUAUUCUGCCAGCUGUAUCCGCAUUCCCAUCGGUAGAGCUACUAGACAAGCUCAUACAAUUCUUCCUCGCAGGCCCUAUCCCAACAGGCGGCUCAUGGAUCCACACCAGCAGCUUCCGACCAAAGAGAGCUCGACCAGAACUACUUCUUGCUAUAGCGGCUGCUGGAGCGGUGCUCACCCCUGACCGAUCCUUGCGAAAGCUGGGAUUCGCAAUUGAAGAGGUCGUUCGCAACCACCUACCUGUCGCGUUCGAAUCGGAUAAUACGCUAAUCCGCGACCUUGAGAUGUUGCAAGCGUAUAUGCUACAUCUGGGUAUUGGGCUCUGGAGUGGUAACAGCCGUAAAAUGGAAAUUGCCGAAAGCUUCCAGCUGCCCCUCUUGACGAUGCUUCGGCGUGGCGGCCGCCUCAAGCGAUCAAGCUAUCCCAUUCUGACUGUUGCCGCUGACGACAAAGACCUUGUGCUAGACAACAAGUGGCGAGCCUGGGUAGAGCAGGAGUCGUUCAAAAGGUUAGCUUACCGCCUUUUGAGUCAUGAGGCUCAGGCCUCCAUGUCACUUCUUGUUGGCCCCUUAAUAUCCUAUUCAGAGCUUGAACUUCCCUUGCCUGAACCGCAAGACCUUUGGUCAGCUACUUCCGCGCAAGAGUGGAAGAUACUGUACCGGGCUAAAUAUGAAAACGAUUCGACAAGGAUACCUUCCCUGGCCGAAUGCGUCGCCAAUCCAGAGCUCCUGCAAUCCAACGAGGCAGUAAUUGAUCUCGAACUCUCAUGCGCAGCCUUCUUGUAUGCUCUGUGGGGCAUGGUGUGGGAAUACCGGAAGUUGAGUCUAUUGUGCUAUGGCAAGAAGACCUUGUGGGACAGCAACUUGAUGUUGAUGACUCGCUAUCAGGAACUAGCCAAGAUAUUUGACUAUUACCGUUUAAGGCACGCAACUGAGAGCACGCUGCUCCUUGAGUCGAACCUGAUGCAUCUACACAUGUCACUAGAAGAGGUGCAGCUGUUUUGUGGGCUUGAGGGUCAGGAAGAGUCACGUCGCGUACACCCAUCAAUUAAGGAGUGGGCGAGUAGCAAGACAUCAAGAUUGGCUGUGUGGCAUGCUGGCCAACUUUUACGCGCUACAAGAGGACUCCCUCCCAUGCAUUUGCGGGAUUUCUACGCAAUCAUUCUCUUUCAUGCUAGCUUGGCUUUCUGGGCUUACACACUUGCCUCGCGUAUGCUCUUCCAGGACUCCAAUUCACGAAUGGCUGCUGGGAGUAUUAGUCUCGUCGUGCCGCCACAGCAGGCCGUAUGGCUUGAUGAUGAAGAAACGGCAGCAACAUACCGUUACAUCUCUUUCAACCACGGCAUGCCUACUCUGCAUGGAUCGCGAGCAGAUAUGGCACCAAUACAACUAGACGAUGCCCCAGGCAUCAUGACGACCAUGAUUGAAACCAUGAAGCGGGGCGAUGGCGAACCCUUCAGGCCAAAUUCCCCUCUUGUGGAGAAUUUACUCAGUGUCAUGGAGCGAUUACGGGACACGAAAAUUGGAUAG